Brassica rapa (field mustard) is the source of this 1760-nucleotide messenger RNA. Its product is annotated as transcription factor SCREAM2. Lineage: Eukaryota; Viridiplantae; Streptophyta; Magnoliopsida; Brassicales; Brassicaceae. The record is from RefSeq and is a predicted model, not a curated record. Gene Ontology annotation, biological process: regulation of DNA-templated transcription. Gene Ontology annotation, cellular component: nucleus. Gene Ontology annotation, molecular function: protein dimerization activity; DNA-binding transcription factor activity; sequence-specific DNA binding.
AUUGUCAACCGACUUACAAUUUUUUUGUUUGCUUGUUUGUAACAAGAACAAGGGUUAAACAUCCAAAAUGGUAAAAACUAAAAACUUAGCUAAUCAUCUACCACUCUCUGUAACUGAACUAAGUACAUAGAAUAAGAAAAUGAGAGAGAAAGAGAGGUGGCAAAGGAUGAAGUGAAGGAGGUGAGAGACGUAAAGCAAAGCAAAGGGGGAUCGUCACGAGAAUCAGUGGUCUCAUUUUUCUUCCACCAGUGAAACAACUAUGAACGGCAACGGAACUUGGCUUCACGACGCCGGUGAACCUUCUCAGGCAAACGAUAACGAUGAAUCUAGGACAUGGGUCAGAAACACAGAAGAGAACUGGUUCAGUAACCCACAACCACUAAACCCACUCCAUAACAACCAAAACGACUUCAGAUUCAACAGUGGAGCGUUCCCCUCAAACCCUUCAGAGAAUCUCCUUCUCCUCCUCCAGCAAGAACAACAACAACAACAACAACAAUCUUUCUUAACUACAAAAGCUUGCAUGGCUUCUCUCCUCAACAUCCCCACCAGCAACACCAACAACAACAUCAACAGCAACCCUUUCGAUGAACUCGGCUUCAGUUCUGGCUUUUUAGGACAAACAAACCAGACUCCACUCUCCAUGAGUUUCUCUGGAAUGAGUUCACCACCGGACUUUCUCUCUUCCCGGUCAAUCCCCCCGCCGGAAAACAGUUCAUUCACUCCUCUGGAGUUUGCUGGAGUGGCCAAUGGUGUUUUCGAGAACAGAGCUAAAGUUCUGAAACCAUUAGAGGUAUUAGCUUCGUCUACCUCCCAGCCGACACUGUUCCAGAAACGAGCUGCGAUGCGUCAGAGCUCAAGCAGCAAAACUUGCAACUCAGAGUCUUCCUCAGAGAUGAGAAGAUCAAGCUACGAGCCUGACAUCGAUGACGCAAGUACUGGAAUCAUCGACAUCAUCUCUGAUGAACAUAACAACAAAGGCAAGAAGAAAGGAAUGCCUGCUAAGAAUCUAAUGGCUGAGAGAAGAAGAAGAAAGAAGCUUAACGAUAGGCUUUACAUGCUUAGAUCAGUUGUUCCCAAGAUCAGCAAAAUGGAUAGAGCAUCUAUACUUGGUGAUGCAAUUGAUUAUCUUAAAGAGCUUUUACAGAGAAUAAACGAUCUUCAUACCGAACUUGAGUCUACUGCUCCACCUAGUUCUUCAAGCUUGAAUCCGUUAACACCGACCACGCAGACGCUAAGUUACCGUGUUAAGGAAGAGUUGUGUCCUUCUUCUUCCUUCCCAAGCCCUAGAGGCGAGCAAGCAAGAAUUGAGGUUAAGUUAAGGGAAGGGAAGGCAGUGAACAUUCACAUGUUCUGUGGACGACGACCUGGUCUUUUGCUUUCAACCAUGAGAGCUUUGGAUAACUUAGGGUUGGAUGUUCAACAAGCUGUUGUUAGCUGUUUCAACGGGUUUGCUUUGGAUGUUUUCCGCGCUGAGCAAUGCCAAGAAGGCCAUGAUGUGGUGCCUGAACAGAUCAAAGCAGUGCUUUUAGACACUGUCGGUUACACCGGUUUGGUCUGAUGAGUUCAGUUCUUUUGAGGAACAGAAAGACGUAUCUGUGUGAAAACAGAGCUAGAUCUGAGCCUUUUUUAGUUCAGUCAUUUUCUUAUUACUUAGUUCCAUCAAAAGUUUUAACCAUGUAUUCAUAAGAUAAUCGUUUUAUCUUUUAGCUUUGAAACAAAACAUGUGUUUUGCUUCUUUUCAACUUUUUAUUUUGCUU